AAGUACUGGCAAAAACGUGGAAUUCCGUGCGUGGAUGGAGCCCUGCCGGGGUUCGGUCACAUGUUGUCGGUGAUUUUAAUGAAGACGGACCUUACUGAGUUCUGUCGUAAGACCUACAAUGAUAACAAGGGUCGCAGCAUGGUCGGUCUCUACGACUUCACGUCGCCAGCAUUGAUGGUCCUCGAACCCGAGCUGGUAAAAACGGUGAUACAAACCAAUUAUUCAAGUUUCGCCAAAAACGCCAUCGAUAUUAAUCCCGACGUAGAUCCGCUCCUGGCACAUAAUCCCUUCGUCCUUACUGGUGAGAAAUGGGUGAACAACAGAAAGCGCUUGACUUAUGCAUUCUCCAGUAUGCGAUUGAAGAUUCUGCUCGAAAGUGUUAAACAAGUGUGUACAACGUUUGAAAAUUACAUGAACGAAAAGCUGAACAAUAACCAGACAGAGUUCGAACUGAAGAGCUUGUUCGCCAAGUAUACUGCACAGGUGGUAGCCGCCGCUGGUUUCGGCGUUGAUGGAUUCUGCUUCGAUGAUGAGAAAAAGAAUAUGUCCUUCAGGAAACUCGGACAAGCCAUUUUCGAGCCGUCUUUACGAAAUUCAUUCGUGUUUGCUGCCACGUUUCUCAUGCCAUCGUUAAACAAAAUUUUUAAACUAGGUAUCAUUCCAAAGCAUGUCGAAAAUUUCUUCAGGACAUUGGUUGCAGAACUC
Molecule: messenger RNA, 705 nt
Organism: Mycetomoellerius zeteki
Lineage: Eukaryota; Metazoa; Arthropoda; Insecta; Hymenoptera; Formicidae
Product: probable cytochrome P450 6g2
Exons: 1
Molecular function (GO): oxidoreductase activity, acting on paired donors, with incorporation or reduction of molecular oxygen; monooxygenase activity; heme binding
Source: RefSeq, a predicted model, not a curated record